Messenger RNA from Momordica charantia (bitter melon), 2346 nucleotides. Its product is annotated as glucose-6-phosphate/phosphate translocator 1, chloroplastic. Gene Ontology annotation, cellular component: membrane. The record is from RefSeq and is a predicted model, not a curated record. Gene Ontology annotation, biological process: transmembrane transport. NCBI's taxonomy places the organism in Eukaryota, Viridiplantae, Streptophyta, Magnoliopsida, Cucurbitales, Cucurbitaceae. Gene Ontology annotation, molecular function: transmembrane transporter activity.
CCUACUGAAAGAAAGAAUGGAUUGGCAAACUUUUCCAUAGGAAAACUGAAGAAGCAGCACCACCAUUUUUUGUGAAAACGAAACCAAAAAUCACAUGCCACCGCUAGCCAGCUUCUCCUUGAUUCCCAGUUCAAACCCAUUAUAAAUUCCCUCAAAUUAACCUAAUUCUCUGCUCCCCACUGACCCCAUCAGACGUAAACAAGAAAAUUUUUGGUGGGUUUCAUAAAUAAUAUUCAACCCCAGUUUCCAAAGCCUCCCUCUCUCUCUCUAAAAUCCACCGUUCUUGAGUUUUUCGCACGCAGCCUUAAGAUUGUCGCCAUCCCAUUUGAUCCCUUUAUAAUAUUCCAUUUCAAAAAUAGUUUUUUUCUCUGUUUCUGUUCAUGGGUCGGUCUGUUUGAUCGCUUUUUUUAAAAGGGUUUUUGUUGGGUUCAAAAGUCGUAGCCUUCUUGUCCCUUUGGAGUCGUGAAAGCCAGUUCGUUUCACGGCUCUUGAGUUUUGUGAUCUGUUUUUUAAGAUUUUUUCUUUGCUUUGCUGAUCUGAUUGCUCGAACCCAGAAGGUCGAUCGUUGAUUUGUGGUGUUUUUUUCGUUGGAAGUUUGUGAAACCCAGUUGGAUUUUUGCUUAUAAACAAGUGAAUUUUUCGACCAUGAUCUGCGCUGUGAAACAAUCUCCUAGGGCUGUUAAUUGCUCUGAUGGGUUCAUUCGGAGAAAAAUCUCGGUCCCCUCUCAGCGAUCCUCGUUUCUUCCUCCUCUACCGGUGCAAAAACCUGCUCGAAAUUCCGCUGUUUCCGUUCAGAAGGCUUUACACGUUUCUUCGCUUGAGAAUUUUGGAUCACUGGGAGUUCGUAAAGCUAAUUUGAUCAAAUGCGAAGCUUACGAGGCCGAGCGAUCGCAGCCGAUCGAAUCGAGCAUUGAGUUGCCGCAGAGUCAGGUCCCUUCCGAGGCCGCGAAGAAGGUGAAAAUAGGAUCGUAUUUCGCUCUCUGGUGGGCUUUGAACGUCGUCUUCAAUAUCUACAACAAGAAAGUUCUGAACGCGUAUCCAUAUCCAUGGCUGACCUCGACCCUGUCGCUUGCCGCUGGAUCUCUGAUCAUGUUGAUCUCGUGGAUGACGAAAAUUGCUGAGGCGCCCAAAACCGAUUUCGAUUUUUGGAAGUCUUUGUUUCCUGUUGCUGUUGCCCAUACAAUUGGACAUGUUGCUGCAACUGUGAGCAUGUCAAAGGUUGCAGUUUCAUUCACUCACAUCAUCAAGAGUGGCGAGCCUGCUUUUAGCGUAUUGGUUUCAAGGUUCUUGUUGGGCGAGACCUUCCCGCUUCCUGUCUACUUGUCGCUUCUCCCAAUUAUCGGCGGGUGCGCUCUCGCUGCUGUCACCGAGCUCAACUUUAACAUGAUUGGUUUCAUGGGGGCCAUGAUAUCGAACUUGGCAUUUGUAUUCCGUAACAUAUUCUCGAAGAGAGGCAUGAAGGGAAAAUCUGUUAGCGGGAUGAACUACUAUGCAUGUUUAUCGAUUUUGUCUUUGUUAAUCCUGACGCCAUUUGCAUUUGCUGUGGAGGGACCACAGUUAUGGGCUGCUGGGUGGCAAACGGCAGUAUCUCAAAUUGGACCUCAUUUUGUUUGGUGGGUUGCAGCACAAAGUAUAUUCUACCAUCUCUAUAACCAGGUGUCUUACAUGUCCUUGGAUGAGAUUUCUCCCUUGACGUUUAGCAUCGGAAACACCAUGAAACGUAUAUCGGUCAUAGUUUCUUCCAUCAUCAUCUUCCGCACACCUGUGCAGCCUGUCAACGCUCUUGGAGCUGCCAUUGCAGUUCUCGGAACCUUUAUAUAUUCGCAGGCAAAGCAAUGAAAUGAGGAGAGAAAAGCAACGAACUACGAACCACGUACUUAGGUCUAUGAUAAUGUAACAUUAAUGUAUCGGCGAGGGUGGUGUGUCCCAUAUUACUCUCGAGGCAAGGAAAAAACAAAAAAACGAAGGCGAAGAAAGAGCCAAAGAGGCGGUUUCGGUACAUCUAAGACUGAACAUUUUUAUUGUAAUGAAAACAGGAGGAAGCUGUCUUGUUGUAGAUAGAAUAAAUAAUGUUUAGGUUGAUAAGUUUUCUACAUAGGUGGGGUAAGUCAAGUUUUUUUUUUUUUUUAAUUUAAAAAGUUAUUAAGCAUUUUGGAGGUUCUUUGUUUUAGAAGAUGAGAUGAGGGGAAGAGAAUGGAAAGAGGGAAAUGAUUUGAAUAGGGAAUAAUGACAGGAGAACAUCUUGUCUUUGUCUGGGUUGCCUAUUUGAUUAUGAAUCAUAAAUUACAAUGUGGACCUCUCUGCUUUUGCCUUAAAGUUUCACAUGGUGAGAAAGUUGAGGUGGUU